Saccoglossus kowalevskii is the source of this 1239-nucleotide messenger RNA. Its product is annotated as peroxisomal sarcosine oxidase-like. The record is from RefSeq and is a predicted model, not a curated record. Lineage: Eukaryota; Metazoa; Hemichordata; Enteropneusta; Harrimaniidae.
AUGCCUGGAUCGGAGCCCCAGUAUUUCGAGUACAUCGUGGUUGGAUGUGGUGGAAUUGGUAGCGCCGCAGUAUAUUGGUUGUCAAAGAGCGCGAGACAAGGCGUUCUGGGUUUGGAGCAGUUUAAAUUGGGUCAUGACAAUGGCGGUUCACAGGACCAUUCUCGUAUCAUACGAUUGAUCUACCAUGACGAUUGUUACACGAAGUUAGUCAGACACACGUAUACGGCAUUUGACGAGGUUGAGAAAGAAUCGGGUAUUAAGUUGGUGUAUAAAUGCGGUGGGUUGGAAUUUGCUAGAAACGAUGAACCUCAAGGAAAACAUUUACUGCAACAACAUGCCAAGUCAAUGGAUAAACAAAAUAUUCCAUAUGAACUUUUAAACGGAAACGAAAUUCGUCAACGUUUUCCACAGUUUCAAACAGAUUCUAAUGUAAUUGGUUUAUACGACAAGAACUCUGGUCUGGUAGAUGCUGCCAUGGCUAACGCUACUCAUAUACAAUUAGCGAGAAAACAUGGCGCGACGAUUCGGGAAAACUGUAAAGUUGAGAAAAUAGAGAAAGAUAAAGAUGGUGUGCACGCCUUGGUGAGUGUGUACACCAAUCAAGGCGUGUUUCGUUGUCGCCGUAUCAUCGUCACAGCUGGUGCAUGGUCCAAUCACGUUCUGGGUUCUGUUGGUAUACACAUCCCUCUGACUGUUACUCAGGAACAAGUCACAUAUCUUGCUACACCAAACAUGAAAGAAUUCACAAAAGACAAUUUCCCUGUGUGGCUGUAUCACGACCCCAAAUGGGACCUUUAUGGACUACCACUACACGGAAAUACUGGCAGUAAAAUUGGAAUAGAUGCGUGUGAUGCAGUUGUUACCCCGGAAACCAGAACAUUCGAACCCGAUCCCAUCAAAGAGCAAAUCUGUAUUAAGUUCUUCGAGAGAUAUCUUCCAAAGGCUAUUGGUCCAACACUGUAUAGCAAGACGUGUCUUUACACGAUUCCACCAGAUAGAAACUUUGUCGUAGAUUCUCUGUCGAAUAAAGAUCUGCCACAGGUGAUUGUAUGUAUCGGUGCUGGGCAUGCAUACAAAUUUACGUGUUUACUUGGGAAGAUUUUAAGUGAGAUGGCGAUCGAUGGAAAGACUCAAUAUCCAAUUGAUGAAUUCAAGAUCGAUAGACGCACUCUCACAGAUGCAAACUUUAAACCUAAUUUUCAUCAUCGGCAGUACAGAAAACAAACAGCAAAAUUGUAA